AUGGCAACAAAUCCGCGCUCGCCGACAGCGGAUAUCAAAGUCGAGAUAGACAAGCUCCCAGACUUGGCAAAUACCGUACGCGCUGAAAUCAGGGACAUGAUUCCAGAAACGGCAAUUUCAGGAUUAACUAUUGCACCUGCCGAUCUCUCCAGCUCGACGGAGGACGAGCAUGGUAAUAAAAAAUAUACUGGAAGGAUGUUAGAGGAGAAAGUAUCCCUUUUUGUGCUGAAAAUGGAGAUUGGGACAGCAUGGAGGUGGGAGCUGGUAAUAUGGCAAAAGCCUGGCAGGCUAGUUUACGACCGAGAUUAUGGGUAUUUGAUCCCUUUGUCAAAAAAGAUCAAUCUGAUGCCGGGGGGAGAAGUGGAAGAGGGGCAAUACGCCAAAGUCAGUGGUCAGCCAAGUUUCAGCCCAAAGGCCGCUGCUAUUUUUCUUGUUCCAUUAUGA
Messenger RNA from Penicillium angulare, 444 nucleotides. RefSeq lists its product as uncharacterized. The transcript is spliced from 2 exons. NCBI's taxonomy places the organism in Eukaryota, Fungi, Ascomycota, Eurotiomycetes, Eurotiales, Aspergillaceae. The record is from RefSeq and is a predicted model, not a curated record. The coding region runs from base 1 to 444 and encodes 147 amino acids.